AUGGGGAAGGUUACGAAGAGGCCGCAGGAGAAGCACAAGGUGUCGUUGUCCCCGGCGGUAUCAGAUUUAGUCAAGCAGGUUUGCACCAUCCCUUUGGCUGAUAUUCCCGCUGUCUUCAACCACUGGUCACCCAGAUGGGCCUUUCCCCGUGGCGAUCUCUUCAACUGGAUCGAUGCUCUCGAUCGAUUUGACAGCAUCCUCCAGUCGUUCAAUUCAAGAUAUGGCCUGGACAAAGGUCCGCAGACCAUACCGUUCGGCUCGUCACUGGUACUUGAGGGGAGCCCUGGGAUCAAUGAGCAGGGUCUAAAAGAGCGAGGAUUUGGCCCAGAAGGCGACAGAGAACUGGUCGAGGCUAUCCUGGCAUUUUCCAAGCUUCUGGUGGAAAACUGUGUGAAUCGACUUGUCUACAAUAGCACAGACCGCUUGAAUGAUUUGUUACAUACCACUUCACUGUCGCUACUGCACUCCACUCUGCAAAUCACCUUUCUCGUGGCACAGCGGUACGGGAGCACUCGCCCUCCUCAUUCGCCGAAAUUUCUUGAUUUCGAUCAUGAGCGCAUCUUGAGACUGGCUGCGCCGUUUGGACCGCUCCCAACAAACCCCAAGCGUGGACCACCGUCUCCAGUCAAGACCAAGUCCAGAGAGAAAAUCCAGCACAGCGGCGGCAAAUCGAGGCGCGGCUCGACUGCAUUCAAUCCAAAUGACUUCCGGUCUCUUUGCAAGGAAAUCCCACCACAGGGUGACCGCGGGAAAUCUUCAUCAACUGGACUUGAUCGAGAUUUGUCUGCAUGGGCUCAGCCCGUUAGAGUCUGGUGGGAAACCUCAAGUUCGGAACACGAGUCUCGCUCUGUUGAAGCAUCACAAUCAUCAGAGCCCCCACCUACGCCUACACGCACUCGCCCGGCAUCGAUGGGACUCGAUACGACGAAUACCAACGGCUCCUCUAACGAGAUUGGCAGUAGUAGAGUUGUCCAUGCACCAGGUGAAGCGAGUAAAAACUUGAGGAUUCUCGAAUUUUCUCCCUCCGACCUUUCAGCCACCACCAUUGAGGCGAUAUUGCACGACCACCUGGCCGACGAUAUGCCGCCAAAGGUUCGAUACGAGCUGCUGCAUCAGCUUCGUGUCGCCUAUGCUUUGAUCACCUCCUCGAAGACGCGGAAGGAGCUAUUGGCGGUGCGACUCUUGGCUAUUGCCAGUUUGGCCAAUGUCUUUGUCGAACCGGACCUCACGCAGAAACUGUUCUCGGUCGAGAAACCCCAGGAAUUCAUCCAGCAGGUUGUUGGACUUCUCCAUGAGACCAAGAAAAGCCACAUCAGCGUCUCGCUCUAUCUUCAAACUUUGGCCAUGGAGACGAUGUCUGUCCUAGCACGCACCAAAUCUUUUGCUUCCGAGAUCCACGCGGCGUUGGGUGCAGGAUCAAGUCAAGGACUCCUUGCUCAGUUGACCCAGAAAGGCUUGAACGACAUUGCUAAUGACAACGACGAUACUGACAACGUGUCUGGUGACGAUUGGAGAGAGGCAAUCUUCUGCUUGCCUAGGACGCUCAUUGAGGCGUCUGGACACCACGGACGCUCCAGCGAAGCGGUCAUCCCUUCAAGCUUUGUCACCUUGUACCUCUCCGGUUUCAAUCUUACAACGUCAAAGGCCACGAGGGUGCACACGCGGAUGCUGGACUUCAUCAAAACCUUCUUCCAUCAUUUCAAAGAUGGCUUGGCGACCUUAUGGAGCAACAAUGCUUUCGAGGCCGUUUGUAACCUCUUGAGUAGCCUUGUGACAAGUGCUUGGGAUCUGGUCAAUGCUGGCGAAGGGAUACCAGCACAGUACAAGACGCGUGCUGUGGAAUAUGACAUUCCAUACACGCAUCAGCAAAUAAUUCGAUCCAUCGUUGAUAUGAUCAAUGACAUCAGCGGUCAUCAGGGUCAACAGGCUGAUCGAGUCUUGAGAAGUCUGGUCGAUUCCCAAGCUUUGCUCCGUGCCUUCCGACUUAUUCUUGAUCACCUGACCGCUUUUGGUGCGCAUACAUGGAGCGAAGUCAUUAAGGCGAUCUGUGGAUUUCUCCACAAUGAGCCAACAAGCUACACAGUGAUAUCCGAAGCAGGUAUCAUUCAGAGCAUCCUCAACACUGUCAAUCCGUCACCGCAUCUCCCAGAAAGUCCAGCGAACCAGAAGCGGUCAAAGUCUAUAUCGUCGGUUCCUGAAAAUCGGCCACAAGGCAUUCCACCUGUUGUGGAUGCAAUUGUCAGUGUAUCCCAGGCCUUUGGCGCCAUUUGUCUCACGAAUGCUGGCUUCGACUUAUUCAAAUCUUCUGGUGCUCUGGAAAAGUUCUUCGAGAUCUUCGAGUCACCCCCACAUGUCAAGGUGCUCAAUGAUGCAAAUAUCCUGGCAAUGCUCGGUUCCACGUUCGAUGAGCUCGUCAGACACCACCCAAACCUGCGUACUUCGGUUUUGAGCGCGGUGAUGAUCAUGCUUGGUCGUGUGCGGCAUAUAGGGAGGUCAUUCUCCGUCAACUUUGGCGCAGGAGUAAAGCUGUGGCUUGGUGUAGAGGAUGAGCUUGUCCCCUGUGGUGGAGUCGAGGCUCUUUCAUUGGAGAUUCUGCCGCCGGUCUCAACAGCUGCCGACAUACCUUGGUCUGUCAGAAAGAUUGAACUGCCGAAUGGCGACAAACUGAUUCUGGAAGAUGAGAUACUUCCCCCAAGCAAUGUUGCCGGAACGCCAAGUGAUGAAGAUGACCAUGGGCUGACGGCGAGUGAUUAUGUUAGACCUGCGAUUGGGUUCUUGAUGACUUUCUUCGAGCACCAGGCUCAUUGCACUGGUUUCCUGGAGCACGGUGGGUGCGAUCUUGUGUUGGACUUCAUCACAUUACCCAGCCUGCCGGUUGCAACCCAACCUUUCGAAAGACACGGAGGUAUGUUACAGGAACUGGCCGCGACUGUUCACAUGAUGGCAGAGACCAAGCCGCACGUCGUCCUCCCAGCUCUUGUCGACCGAGCACGGUUCGCUUGUUCAGAGCUCAAGCACUUCAGCCAAUGUCAACCCAACGAUUGGUCUUGCUAUUUUGGCCCUCUAGUCAAAGCUGCGCCAGGCACCGGGGGUACGGGAAAGGGCCUCGCUCCCCAACUGUCUGAGGUGGAGAUGAAGGGGACUCGCAUAGUCAGAAGCCUGAUGGCCGUCUUUUGUCUUGCUCAGGUUUUAAGUGAGAUCUUCAACCACCCGGUCUAUAACCAGAGACAUAUGCAGAACUUCCUGUUCGGUGUGGUGAACCUGGAGGAUGUUUUUGCCGAGGUUGCCGAAAUGAUGGGGGCUAUCUCAGCGGCCUGCUAUCGCGAGGAUGUUGCGCUACAGCGCUCGAUCCCUGAAUCCUGGAUUUCAGCAACACGACCUGAACAAUUUUCAACUGGUGACGAGGAAGUAGACAGGCUCUUCAAUGUUCGUGACAUCACCUCUCGCCAACCUGACCAGUCGACACCUGAAAAUGGAGAUGGUACAGCAGUCUCCGUGCCAGAUCCCGCCACACUCAGUCAGGAUCAACAGACGCCAUUUUUCAAGAAUGUUCAAACUCUGCGCUUUCUGUUGAUUGAGACUCCUGAUGCUAUCACAGACUUUCUGUGUCGACUUGGCCGCAACAUCGUUGGCCGGCGUCGCGCAGACAACUUUGCCAAACAGAAGGCGUCCUUGGUCGCAAAUGCACUCGCGUCAGCCUAUCUGACCCAACUUAAACCAUACUUUCUCCAUCCGAAGACGACGCCAAACGGGGACGCGGAGGAUACUGAACCCCGCUUUACUUACCUUGUGAUCGCCCUAGACAAUGUCCGGCGAAGCUUCUACGACGAUAGUAAUUCGCCGUCAGGACCCAUUCCAACACACCCAGCCCGUCAAGGGUUCGUUGUUGAAGCAUUCCGCAAGGCUGGGGGUAUCAAGGCUCUGACAGAGAUCGGCACGGACUUCUUCGACAAAUUGAAGUCAUGCAAGGUCGAGCAUGCCAUCUUUUCAGCAAACACAGGUCUCAAAAUCUGUCUCGACAUCCUGGAGGAAUUUACGGAUUCGAAGUACAUAAUCGAGUCGGCACAGUCGAAUAACAUGAAGACUCCUGACCCUCUCAGACCAUGCUACUUCAUUCCAGCUCAAGCACUACUCAACCUCCGGAUGGAAGCGCUCCCGCUAACGCGUUUGAUCUGGGCGAGUGAAUACGCGGAUCAAGCAUCCAAAGACGUCGUGCAGAGGCUGGUCUCGAUCCUGAAGCACGUGUUCACUGGUGACCUUGAGGCGGAAGCAGUUCAGACUGAUACUAGUCAUCCUACCCUGGCACCGUUUGCGCCGAGAAGACUGGAGUUUGACCCAUCGAAGAUCAACAUUCUGAAGGAGAAGGGCUAUAAUGAAGAACUUGUUCGUGAGGCUCUGUACCGGUCGAAUGCCCAAGGACCAAAUAUCUACACGCCAGCAGAAGAGUACUGCCGAGCACUUUUGGCAAAUCCUCGCCGGCGACGACUACCGGUCCCUGGUAGAGAUACUGAUCCCACAGCCGCUCCUGGUAAUAUGCCUGGUGUUGCGACUCCGCCAACAAACUCGCACUCAUCUUCGGGUUGGAAUUCACCAGGGGCGGAUCACAAUAUGCUUCCCUCUGUGCGACAGACUAUUUAUGGCUGGAAUUCACUAGGGGCGGUCCACACUCUGCCUCCAAACGUGAAUCAAGCUAUGGAAGACAACGAAAUGGAAGAUGUCACCGCCUCUAAUCAGACUGCCACCACGUCACGACCUGCGGAUCAUCCUGCGACGAGUGUUUCUUCUGCAAUGGACAUCAGCAAUCUCCUCAACAACGACAGUGAGCCUGAACGAGAGGCCCCGCAUUCUCCAGAGCCGGAUUUACCACAUUCCUACUCUGUUCAAUCAAUCAACGCACAGCGGGCACUUAUUAGAGAGGAUCUCGCAGAGCGGUGCAAUAAUAUUCUCGAGAAUCACCCGAAUUUAACUUUUGAGCUUUCCGACCUCAUGGUCAGUGCAACAAAGAAGUUGAGCGAAGACCAAGCUACUGAAUAUUGGAGAACGACGGUGGAUCUUCUCACCAGCUCAUUAUUGUCCAUGCAAGGAGAAAACGAAUUCGACGAAACACGGGGGAAAAAGAUCGCCGCUGCAGCGCAUCUGGUUGCUCUCAUUAUCCAGGACGGGGAAGUAUUCAAAGAGGCACUCGGUAUAUUCCAAGACUCAUUCGAGGGCCUCCUUUCGUUCUUGAAUCUUCCAGUGUCAGAUGGCCGGACUGAUGAAGCCUCUUUCCCAUGGGUGGCCCCCAUCUUGUUGAUUGUUGAGAAGAUGCUCUCCAAGGAUUGUGAGCCUGCACAGGUCCGGUGGGAACCACCCACGGACGUUGAUUCUGUCACGAAAGCUGUGCUUACGUCGGUUUCUGUGAUCAGCAUGGAAGAUAAACAUAAACUCUUCGAUGGACUCGUGAACCUCCUUCCGCGCGUCGGCAAGGACAAAAGUAUGGCUUUGGCCAUUACUCGAGUUCUAGUUGGCCUCACGAGAACCCGAGAAAUUGCUAGCAGACUAGCUGAGAAGCGAAACCUCCAGAGACUCUUCCUCAUGGUUAAGCAGCUUACCAAUGGAGUGGGGCAUCGAUUGCAGAGUUGUUUUAUGCUCAUUCUACGACAUAUUAUCGAAGAUGAUGCAACCUUGAAACAAAUCAUGCGCAGCGAGAUCAGAGUUCUUUUCAACUCUCGCACUGCGACGCGACAACCAGAUACCAAUAGCUACGUUCGAGAAUUGUACCACCUUGUGUUACGCUCGCCAUCUAUGUUUGUCGAAACGACAAAUGAGGUUGUCAAAUUGUCUUCAUGGCAGCCACACGCUGGGGGUGUGGCCCCUCUGGUUUUGAAAGGGACCGAUGAGCCCAAGCUACAUAACCAAGGUGAGGAGGGUGUUAAAGAUCAGACACACGACGAAAACAGAAUCGACCCUACGCAACCAACAGCCAGUGUCGAGGCCUCUCAAGAUCCCAUGGAAGACGGUAGCAAAGUUGUGGAGCACCCGGAUGGAGUCAUCCACUUCAUCCUGUCGGAAUUAUUGAAUUACAAGGACGUCGAAGACAAGGAAAUCCCAGUUGUGGCUCCAGCGAGUUCAACUGUAAACGGAACAUCAAAUCCAGAUCAACGGACCGCCACAGCAGAUUCGUCUGAGCGGCCUGUCGUUGACGGUAUGCAGCCGAAGCCAGAGAAAACGAAGUUCAAACCUGAGGAGCACCCAAUCUUCUCCUACCGAUGCUUCUUGAUGUACAACUUGACCGAGCUUCUUCACUCUUACAACCGUACCAAGAUCGAAUUUAUCAACUUCUCUCGCAAGGCCGACCCAAUGGCAGUCACGCCGUCGAAGCCCCGUUCUGGAAUUCUCAACUACUUCCUCAACGGACUGAUUCCGUCUUGCUAUGUUGACAAGGAUGAUUCGCUCCAAUUCAAGAAGAAAUUGCACACUAGUGACUGGGCCAUCCGGGUUAUCGUGGCCCUAUGUUCCAAGACAGGGGAAGCGGGCAUGACUGCCUCUAAUCAUCAAAGAUACGUGACGCAGUCGCAUAUCGAGGAUAUUGACAAUGAACCAGACCUUACAUUUGUGCGCCGCUUUGUCCUUGAGCACGCCAUCAAAGCGUACAAGGAUGCAAUCUCGUCGAACGAAUCUCUUCAGAUGAAGUACAGUCGAUUGUUGUGUCUCUCCGACAUGUUCCAUCGUCUCUUGACAAAACCCGCCGUCCCCGAUGGCUCCGCUGGCUCCUGGAAUACUUCAUACAAGGUGCUUGCUCGGAUGAUGUUCGAGAAGAACCUCAUCUCGGUCUUGACCAGUUCACUCACAGAGAUCGACCUCGCAUACCCUGGCUCCAAGAGAGUGAUCAAGUUCAUCCUGCGUCCGUUACAGGAGCUCACCCAAUUGGCUACCCAACUCAGCGUCACCUCACCUGAUCUUUUGAACUCCGUGGCUUGGAACACGGCUGCUGACGACGUGAUCUCAUCUGCCUCUUCCGUUUCAGAUGUCGACGAAGAGCGGGAAGAGACCCCUGACCUUUUCCGAAACUCCGCCCUCGGCUUACUGGAUCCUAAUCGGGAUCCUGGGUCCGACUCUGCGACGGAUGAAGAAGAUGAGGAUGAAGAGAUGUAUGACGAGGCGUACGAGGAUGAAAUGGAGUACGACGACGCUCUUGUUGCAGGCGGAAACGAUGACGAAGCAGUCAGCGAUGAAGAAGGUGAAAUGGGGCCAGAUGGUGAAAUAGAGGGCCUUCCGGGUGAUGUACCGAUGGAUAUUGAAUUCGUAGUCAAUGAUCCUCACAUGGAUGUCGACUCGGACGUUGAUGAAGACGACGACGACGACGACGAUGACCAGUCCGACGAAGACGACGACGAUGACGACGAGGACGAAGACGGAGAAGACUUCGAGAUUGGUGAAGACGAAGACGCUGGUGAAAUCAAUGGAGACGAUGAGAACAACAGUCUCAAUGAAGGGCCAGAAGACGAAGAAGGAGCAUGGGAAGACGAGGACGAAGACGACGACGGCGAUGAUACAGAAAGUGCUGAGGAACGACAUCGCAUCGCAGACCUCUACCCUGGCAUGAUGCCUAUUACUGCUGAACAGGAUGGUGACAAUGGCACGCCCGCGUCAGCAGGUGUUCUUAGCAAUCUUCUUCGGGUUUUGGGCGACCACGACCUUGAUGCUCCAAUGAGAGGAAUAGUACAAGGCGACAAUCCAGUCCGGCCUCCCAGGACUGCCAUUCGAUCUCGUCCUACGGUAGAUCCAAAUAUUGUUCCACCUCCUCUAAUGGGAAUGUUCCCAGCAGAGGAUGUGGACGAGGAUGAGGACGAGGACGAAGAGGAUGACGAAGAGGAUGACGAAGACGGCGAUGAGAUGGAUGAGAUGGACGGGAUGGAGUAUGGCGACAUUGACCACUUCCUAGCUGGCGGUGCCCGUGACUUCAUCGAGCAGCACCGCCAACUGACAUGGGACCAUCCGCCCCUUAUGCGCCGACAUCGUCCGCUUGGUGGCUCUGUCUGGAGUCGCCUGAAUAGGCGGGUUGAAACCCGCGACGAUCUCAAUCCAUCUGGCCGCUCGGGACGUAUGGCGGGCCAUGUUAGGCCCAGCGAUGAUGGUACAAACCCUCUGUUACGAAGACCUCAGCCAGAACCACGACAAAGAACAGAACACUUGGGUGGUGCCAGCAUUAUACUUCCACCUGGGCUUGAGAUGCUCCCAGGCGUGCCUGGCCCCCCUCUUCAGGCUACUAUCCACACCAUGGGUGCGCACGGAAUAGGCGGGCACGGUGCGGUACUUGAUGCCAUCUUCUCGGCUCUUCAGCGUGGCGAGCUGGGUAGUGGCCGAGUCCAAGUCCGCAUUCCUGGGCCUCUUACAGACUUCCGAGACCCCUGGCCACCGGCUGGGUGGGAUUCACGCCAUCACCGUCACGUUUCCCGCGACGACUCCCAGCGCGGAAACAACUUUAUUCCCUUGCCCACCAUGCAACGGUGGCAAGAAGAAGUGCGGCUUCUCUAUGGUACUACCUACGUGGAAAAGAUCCAGCGUGUCCAAAUUUGGCUCAUGUCGGUUAUGGUUCCAUUUGCUCAACAGGAGGAGAAAGAAGCCAGACGUAAGCGAGAACAGGAACGCCAGGCACAACGUGAAGAAAUGGAAAAAAUGCAAGUGGAAGAACAUCGUCAAAAGAAAGAAGCCGAGGAGCGCGAAGAAGAGCGUCUACGGGUCGAGGCUGAAGCUGAGGCCGCAGCAGCCGCCGAGGCUGGAUCCCAGGAGGACGAAGAUGAGCAUGAAGACGGCGACACAGUUCCGAUGGAGGACGUACAAGAUACAGAUGGAAUAACUGCGCAAGAGACCACUGAUAAUGCAGCCUCGACUUCAACAGCAACUGACUCGCAACCUCGCGUUUUCACCACCAUUAGAGGCCGGCAGAUCGACAUAACGGGGCUGGCGAUCGAUAUCGAGUAUUUGGAAGCACUACCAGAGGAACUCCGCGAAGAGGUCAUCAUGCAGCAGUAUGCUACCCGGCGUGAAGAAGCUCGUCAAGAAGGGACGAGCACGUCUGGCAUUGAUCCAGAUUUCCUCAACGCUCUACCGGAAGAAAUCCGAGAAGAGAUACGGCAACAAGAAGCUCACGCACAACGUCGACGCGAGCGUGAGGAAGCACGCAGACAAGCUGCAGCAAAUGGCGGAAACGCCCAGGCCGAAGAAAUGGACAGCGAUAACUUCUUGGCUACUCUCGACCCUGCUUUCCGUCGUGUAAUACUUGCAGAACAACCACCCGAGGUUUUGCGGCAGCUUGAUCCCCGUCACGCUGAAGAAGGUCGGGCACAUGCCAGACGUCUGUAUCAGUAUGUCAGGACCGAUGCAGGCGCUCGUGAAGACCGUUCGGGCGAUGAUGCAGGUCACCGCGAUGGCAAGCGGCAGAUUAUUCAAAUGGUUGACAAGUCUGGGGUUGCAACUCUGUUGCGCCUUAUGUUUCUGCCCCAACAAGGCUCGCUCCGCACAAAUUUGUGGGCUAUCCUCCGCAAUAUCUGCGGAAAUCGACAAACUCGAUCAGAAGUUGUCAAUCUUCUCCUCCUCAUUCUGAAAGAAGGCUCAACGGAUGUAACGGCUGUCGAGCGCAGUCUUGCCAAUCUAUCGUUAAGGGCGAAGGCGACCGUUGGACAGAAAACACCUCAGCCACUUAAGCGCACGCUUUCAAUGCAGGCUGCAAGUACCAUCAGCGAUGAGGUUACUCCUCUUGUGGUCGUGCAGCAGUGUCUUUCUGCCUUGAAGCAGCUUUGCCAGACCAUCUAUAACAGCCGAAUCAUUUUUCUCCGCGAAAGCGACGCUGGUCUAGCCUCAAGGAAAGGUAAAGGAAAGGCCAAGGAUGUCAAGGAAGUCAGAUAUCCCAUCAACGACUUGAUUAGCCUUCUCGACCGGAAAUUGAUUGUGGAAAGCUCAUCUUGUCUUCAAUCACUUGCUGAACUCUUGUCUGCUGUAACAUUGCCUUUGCCGAAUCUAUUGAAGAAGGAUAAAGAGAAAGCUACUGAUGAGGAGAAGCCGACCAAACCUCAGGGCGGAGGUACAGAAGAGGCUUCUGCUAGUGCCACUGUUGAAGUAGCCCAACCAGCUCAACAACAGGCCGAUGUUGAGAUUCAAGACGCCCCGGUACACUCUGCUACCAACGAAGAGAGUGAGGCUUCUGCAAGUGCGGCUCAACAAUCUGAGCCAGCCGAGACGGGGACGAAUGACAACGCCGACGCCAGCAAUGAAGAGUCAACUACCGAUGGGGCAAAGCCCAAGAAGGCUUUCGAACCCCCCGAGAUCUCAGAACACAACUUGAAACUUGUUGUGAGCAUCUUCGUUGCUCCAGAAUGCAAUAGCGACACUUUCCACUCUACCCUGGAGACGCUGUCGAGUCUCUCGUAUGUUCCCGGCACCUCCGCGGUGUUCAGCAAAGAGUUGAUUCAUCACAUUAGAGAACUUUCAGAAUCCAUCUGCAAAGACCUAGAGGAGCUGAUUCCGCAGCUCAAAGAGGCGCAGUCGAUCACAGACCUCCAUGUGCUCUCUUCAACAAAAUUUUCACACGGUGGCUCUGAUCAAGUCAAGCUCUUGCGCGUUCUCCAGGCAUUAGACUAUCUGUCUGCGCCCAAGGCCGAGAAUGAGGAACAUGAAGGAAACACCGUUGCAAAGAGUAUCCUCACAUCCUCGUACGAAAGCCUCGCGCUGCGGCCGCUAUGGGACAAGUUGAGUGAAUGUUUGACAACCGCUCGCGAUAAGGACAACAUUACCAGCUUUGCUACAAUACUACUUCCCCUCAUCGAAUCCUUGAUGGUGGUCUGUAAGAACACCUCUCUCAAAGAUUCGGUUCUAGCCCGUCAAAUCAGAGAACAGGUGCCUGGAAGUCCUGCACCAGAAGCCAUGGACGACCUUCAGGAAUUAUUCUUCAACUUCACCACUGAACAUCGGAAGAUUCUCAAUGACAUCAUUCGUCAGUCUCCCAAGCUGAUGCAAGGAAAUGGAAGCUUCAGCCUCUUGGUAAAGAACCCCAAAGUCCUCGAUUUUGACAACAAGCGAGCCUACUUCACCAAGCAGAUUCAUUCUAGACUGCACCAGCAACGUCAUAUUCAACCUCCUCUCCAGCUCAACGUCCGCCGCAGUCAAGUUUUCCUGGAUUCUUACAAGGCCUUGUACUUCAAGUCCGCCGAGGAAAUGAAAUAUGGUAAACUCAAUAUUCGUUUCAACGGCGAAGAAGGCGUUGAUGCAGGUGGUGUCACUAGAGAAUGGUUUCAAGUUCUUGCACGAGGCAUGUUCAAUCCGGAUUGGGCAUUGUGGCAGCCUGUGGCAGCCGACCGCACCACAUUCCACCCCAACCCUCUGAGUUGGAUCAAUGGUGAACACCUUCUCUACUUCAAGUUCAUCGGUCGCAUCAUCGGAAAGGCCUUACACGAGGGACGCGUCCUUGACUGCCAUUUCAGUCGGGCUGUUUACAAGCGGCUUCUCGGAAAGGAACCCAAUCUGAAAGAUCUUGAGUCUAUGGACCUUGACUACUACAAGAGCUUGGUUUGGAUCCUGGAGAACGACAUCACCGACGUCAUUACAGAAGACUUUUCUGUGGUUGAGGAGCAAUUUGGCGAGGAGAAGAUCGUGGAUCUCAUUCCAAAUGGCCGAAAUAUCCCAGUGACGGAGGAGAACAAGAGAGACUACGUCAACGCUCAGGUUCGCUAUCGCCUCACAACCUCGGUGAAAGACCAGCUCGAGAAUUUCGUCAAGGGUUUCCACGACAUCAUCCCCGCAGAACUCAUCGCGAUCUUCGAUGAGCAAGAACUCGAAUUGCUCAUCUCUGGGCUGCCAGAGAUUGAUGUGGACGACUGGAGAGCCCAUACCGAAUAUCACAACUACACUGCGAACAGCCCUCAAGUUACGUGGUUCUGGCGCAUUGUUCGCGGAAUGAGUAAUGAAGAACGAGCGAAGUUGUUACAAUUCGUCACUGGCACCAGCAAAGUCCCUCUCAAUGGCUUCAAGGAUCUUGAAGGAAUGCAAGGCAAUACUUUGUUUAGUAUACACAAGGAUCCGAGUCAAUCUCGCCUGCCAACGAGCCACACUUGUUUCAACCAGCUUGAUUUGCCCGCUUACGAUGACUAUGAUACUCUCAAGAACAACUUGAUGACGGCAAUUAAUCUCGGCGCUGAUUAUUUCGGUUUCGCGUGA
This is a messenger RNA of Fonsecaea erecta, 12192 nucleotides long. Its product is annotated as E3 ubiquitin-protein ligase HUWE1. The coding region runs from base 1 to 12192 and encodes 4063 amino acids. The record is from RefSeq and is a predicted model, not a curated record. Lineage: Eukaryota; Fungi; Ascomycota; Eurotiomycetes; Chaetothyriales; Herpotrichiellaceae. Gene Ontology annotation, molecular function: ubiquitin-protein transferase activity. The transcript is spliced from 4 exons. Gene Ontology annotation, biological process: proteasome-mediated ubiquitin-dependent protein catabolic process; protein polyubiquitination; positive regulation of protein catabolic process.